AAAUGAUAUGUUGAGCAUCAAAAAAUAAACGUCAACGUGAUCCAUCAGUAAAAUUAUAUUGUUUAUUUAAAAAUAAAGAGUUAAAAAAAUAAUCAAAAUGCAGAUUGAAUCAUUGGGAGAUUUACCAUAUUGCAAAGGCUUGUGGUCAGUUAUAUCAGGCACAACAUGUCGUUGUGAAAAAGACCUUGUAAUUCAUGAGAUAAAUAAUGCCACAAAUUUACUUAAAAAUGGUUUAAAUUUUUAUAAAAAAUUUACUGGAGAAACACUUAAAAAAUUUGAAUUAACAAAUCCACCAGCUCGUAUGUUUGAUUUAAUAUCAAAACUAGCACCAUUAUUAAAUAUUGACGCUACAAUUGCAUGGGAAUUAACAGUUAAUUAUAUGUUUUAUGAGUAUCGUCAUUCUGCUGAAACAUUUGCUGCUCAACUUGCUGAUUCAACAUCAAUUAAACAAAUAAUUGAUGAAAUAUGGAAUUUUUAUUAUUCAGAAAGAAUAACAAUGAUAAAAUGUUUAAAAUUAAUGAUUGAAUAUAAAGAUAAUUCAAGUCAUCCAUAUAAUAAUGAAUUUAAAACAUUUUUUGAAAAAAAUACAUUUGAUAAUUUACUACAAUCAUCACUUGAACAAAUUGAUUGUUUAAAAUUUACAAAUACAAAUAAUAGAUGUCAUUUAUUAACAGAUGAACAUUUACAUAAAUUAUAUAAUAAUAGUCUUAUUGAAAUGCGUGAAUUAUUGCAUAUUAUAACAAUGAUUAUUGAUACAACAAAAUUGGAUAAUUUUGAAAAAAUAUAUGGUAGUAUUUGUGGUGAACCAAGACGUUUAUCAAGUUCUAAAAAUCAUGAAGAUAAAAAAAAAAUAUCACAUAAACUUGAAGAAAUACGUCAAUGUCAAUCAGCAUUAUUUAUUGUUAUAUUUGAUAUUAAAAAACAAUGUGAUAAUAAUAAAAAUGAUUUUGAUAAAAUUGAAAAAUCAAUACGUAAUAUUAGAACAAGUAUGCAAGAUAUACUUGAACAUAAAUGUUUACGUGAUAGUUCAAUUGAAGAUGGACCAUUGUUAUUAUCAUGGAUGGUUGUUAAUUUUGCAAUUGAAGCUGAAAAUUCAGAACAAUUAAAUUUUUAUAGACCAUUUGGUAUGAAAGCUGUACAAUUAGAUGUAUUUAAUACAUUAAAAAAACUUCUUGAUAGUGAAAUGUUACGUUCAAAUACACGUUAUUCACAAGUUGUACAAAAAAGUAUAUAUAAUUUAAUAUCAUUGUUGUGUUCAUUUAUUGAUGUUGAUAAAAUAAGUGAAUUUAAUGGUGUAUUUGAAGCAAUAUCAUCAGUACUACGUUCAUCAGAUAUUGCUGCUGAUUUUUGGAAUGAUAAAAGUGAAGAAAAUGGCUUAUGGCCAUUUUUUCAUCGUGCUGUUUUUUUAUUUCCCUAUCGUUUUGAGCCAUUAACAAUAAUAUCAACUGGUUUAGCACUAGCAUCAACAUCAAGUGCUAAAAAAAUUGUUAAAAAAUUAGAAAAUUUAAAUUCAAUAACUCUUAAAGUACCAAAAAAUUGUCAUUUAAAUAUAACAAAAAAUAACACUACAAAUACAGCUAUUUAUCGUCCAUAUGAAAUGGAUUGUAAAUUACAUCAUAAUACCUUUGGUAUACCAGAUGAUUGUCCAAAAAUAAUACUUGAUAAUGAUGCUAAUGAUGAUGAAAUUGUAUUAUGGAAAAUACGUGCAAGAUAUGGUGAUGCAUUUCAUCAUAAAAUUGAACAGCUAUUUAUACAUAGUGGAAGUGGAUUAAAUAAUAUUGAUGAUUAUCAAAAAAUUCUCAUUGAAAAUAUAACAAAAGGUUUUGGAUUAAUUGAUGCUAUACUUGAUGCAAAUGUUGAUAUACCACAAAGUAUGAUAAUACCAACAGAUUAUUUAUGUUUAGAAAUAAUUAAUCGUUUUUCAUAUCCAGUAUUACCAAGAAGUUUAUAUAAUAUUGUAUCAUCAUGUUUUAAAAUAACAUCAAGACUUGUACUACAUUAUCCAGAUGAAAUAUUUUCUAAAAUGAGAGUUGGUGUUUAUCCAAAAUUUAAUAAUUUUUAUCAAGAUACUAAAGAGCUAGCAAGAGCUGUAUCAUUUGAUGGUGGUCUUAUUGGUUCAUGGUUAUCUGGUAUUGAAACAAUUGAACAUAAAUAUCCAAUUUUAAAUGCUUAUCUUGAUACAUUAUUAAAUUAUUUACUUGUUAAGCAUAACAUUGAAAUGAUGGAAAAUGUUGAAAUACCUGGUAUGGUAUUUAUACUACAAGGUGUAUUACCAAAAUUAGAUUCAUGGUAUUUUUCAUCAGAAUCAGAAAGAAUUGAUAUUUGGCUUAAAUCAAUGUUUUGUAUACAUCGUGUUUUGGAUGUUAAUUUAUUAAAUAAUGAACCAAGAAAAAAAUUACAACUUGUUGUUGCAUAUAGUUUAUUAUAUUUAGAACCAAGACAUGCAUUAUUAAAGUUAAUAAGAACUGGUGAAAAAAAUUUACGUACAAAAAUGAUGAAUGAAAUUGAUUGGAUAAGUGGUAAAGGUUUUAAAAUAAUUAAAAGUGUACAAUUAGCAUUAUCAUUAGUUAAUAGAUUAUUAAUGUUUAGAAAUAAUUUGGGUUUAACACAUGAUGAAAGAUCACCACUUGAAAUUGCACUUUAUACAUCACCAUCAUUACCAAAUGCAUUAUUAAUUGUACCAACAAUUGUUGAUUAUUUAUAUGUUGAAUUUAGUCCAUCAUUACAAGCAAUGGCUGUUAGAUUAUUAAAAAAAUUUGCUCAUGGUUUUUCAAUGUCAUUGUUAGUAUGUAUGGGAAUGGAUGGUACUAAAAUAAGAGGUACAUUUGCAUCAAGAUUAAUGUCACCAACAUGUUCUGUUGAAGUUAAAGUUGCAAUACUUGAACUUGUUGCUGUAUGUCUUGAACGACAACCUGGUUUAACUGAAGCAUUAUUUAAUAUUAUGCAUAAAGCUGAACAAAAUCGUAUAUUUCCAAGACCACCAGAUCAAUUUUUAACUGAAGGAUGUAGUCAAUUUUUAAUAUUAUACUUAAAACGUAUAUAUAAUGAAAAAAAAAUUGUUGAAGAUCGUUUAUAUGAUAAUACAAUGAAUUUAUUAAGAUCAAUGUGGUACAAUAGAAAUGUUAUACUUGUUAAUUAUUUUAGAAAAAGAGAAAAUUAUUGGACACAAGUAUUUUCACCAUUAUUUCGUUCAUUAGUUAAAGGAUCACGUGGUUAUGCACAUUUAAUUGACAUAAUAACAUUAGAAUUAUUUGAAUCAUCAUCAUUAACAUCAACAGAAAAUGAUUUUACUAAAAAUUUAGAAAAAUUAUUAUUAAAUGAUAAUCAUUGGGAUAAUAUUAUUGAAUAUAUAUUAAAAAAUGUACCACAACAAAUUGAAAAUUCAAUAAAUAGACUUGACAUUAAUAAUGAUAAAAAAAAUGAUGAUAAUGAUAAUAAUAAUAUGUCAAUUGAAGCACCAUUGUAUGAAGCAAAUAUUGAAGCAUGGUAUCAUUUUAUUGUAACUCUAACUGAUCCAAAAAUAUCAAAUGAAUUAAUGAAUAAAAUGGCACCAGCUAAAAUUCAAUUAAUGACAAAAUUAACACUUGAAUCAUUAUCAUCAAGAAUUAAAUGUACAAAAAAUAUUAAUGAUGCUAGAAUAACAAUGUUACUUGCAUCAUUAGCAUUAAGAAUUGUUACAUCUUGGCAAUUAAAAUGUAUUGAUAAUCCAACAAAUUUUGUAUCAAUAAUUGUACAAUUAAUGGAAGAUGUUUUUCAUUCUUAUUCAUCAUAUGGUAUAUUUUUACGUAGAAUAUUAGUAUCACUUGUUCUUGGCUGUAUACAAUUAGUCAAAGAUGCAAUAUCAAAUGACAGAGGUAAUUUAGAAUAUUUAAUUGUACAUUCAUGUUUAUUAUCAAAUAUUGAAUUACGUAAAUUACGUGAAACAGUUAAAAAAAAUCAAAAAAUUGGUAUUAAAAAUGAUACUGAAGAUGAACAAGAUGUACUUGAAGGUAAAUCAAUGAACUCUUUAAAAUCAUAUCAAGAAUGUACACCAGCAACAUUAACAAUAUGUAUGGUUACACAAUUAUUAAGAUGUAGUAAUAAUAAUAAUAGUAAUAAAUUUGGUAAUAGAUCAGCAUGUUUACAUUUACGUCAAAUGGUACCAGAAUUAAUGAAUUGUCUUAAUGAAACAAUUCAACAUCAUGAAUAUGCUAGUUUUAGUCGUGCAUCAUUAGAAUUUUUAGGUACAAUUGCUAGAUUACCAUAUUAUAAUCCAUCACCAAGACCAAUUGAUGAUGAAGAAUCAAUUGCAAAACUUUGGCUUGGUCUUAUACCACCAACAAGUUUAGGUAAUAGUAUAUUAGCAUCAUUAUAUGAUGAUAGUACAUAUAAUGGUAAUUGGCGUUGUCAAGAUUGGUGGAAAAUAUAUACACUUGGAUUAGAAUUUUUAACUGGUUUAGUAACAACUGGAUUUUCAUCAAAUCAACCAACAACACCACCAACACAUUUAACACCAAUUAUAUUAUUUCUUGGUUCACAUGAACAUCAAUUAACUGAAAUUGCAACAUUAUUACGUCAUACUGCUGAUUUAUUAGCAUGUGAUUUAGUACAAUCACUUGUUGGUUUAAUAUCAGCAUUAACAACACAACCACAAGUAUGGGAUUUUAUUCAACCAAGUGUUAGAGAAGGUUUAAUGAAAUGUAUGUAUUUAAUUUAUGAUAGUACAGUUAAUUUAUUAUUACGUCCACGUAUACUUAAAUUUAUAAUUGAUGGUGUUACUGUUGAAAGUGCUGAAGAUUUACAUUUUUGUGAUGAAAAAUUACCAAGUAAUGAACUUAAAUUAUUAGUUAAUAAAUUAAUUAUUGUUAAUUGGUGGUGUGCACAAUGUUUUGUUAGAUUUUCACCACGUUUAAAUGCACUUGUUGAUACAAUAUAUACACAAAAUUUUUGGCAUACACCAUUAGCUGAAAUGAAUUUUGGUCCACCACAAAUGUCAAUGUGUUCUGGUCCAAGUUUAACAUUUGGUACAAUAAUAUCAUCAACACAAUUAUUUACACAAGCAUUAAAUGCACAUUUAACAAUUGAUUCAACAACAUCAACAUCAUCAUCAACAACAACAAUUGCAUCAUCAAUAACAUCAAUGACAACACCAACUAAAAAUAAUAAUAUGGAUUCAGCAAAACGUGAAUGGGAAAGAGCAACACCAGAUAAUCCAAGAAAAAUUAAUCCAAAAGAUUUACGUACAAUAUUUAAUAUUGGAAGACCAUUAAAUUCUGAGCUAUCUAGUUUUAUAUCUGGACCAGAAGUAUUGGGUAAUCCACGUUUACUUCGUCGUCCAUAUGAUCCACUUAUUUGUGAAAAUACAAUAUUAUCAAAAGCAACACCAUUUGUUGGACAUCAUACUAAUAGACAAUGUGGUGGAGGUGCUGCUGCUGGUACUGGUAAUACUGGUGGUACUGGUGGUGGUAAUCAAACAAUAACAUACAAUAAAAAUGAACGUAUUGAUACAAAUCCAUGGUUUUCAACAAUGGAUAAAAAUAAUUCACGUUUAGCAUUAGAAAUUAAUUUAAUACUUGUACUUUGUCAAACAUUAGAAGGUAUUAAAAGUCCCCGACUUGCAUUAAGAGAUCGUCAAUUAAUUGUACGUGAAACAGCUAAUGAAAUAACAGUAUUUUUUGAUUUUCUUGAACAAAAAACAACUGUAUUAAAUGAUUGGAAUAUUGAAGGUACAUUAAUUAAUGAUACAUCAAUAACAACAGUUAAACCAAUUGAUAAAAAUUAUCUUAAUUUACGUGCAAGAUUAAACAAUGAUUCAACAAUUGAUAAAGUACCUGUUGGAACAAUUGAUCAUAAUCCUGGUGAUAUUAUUAGACGUGAUGAUUUAUCAGCUAAAAAAGAGACAAGACUCAAUGACAGUCCAAUAACAACUGGAUGCUUUGAUAUACCACAAAAACCAAUUAAAUUUCUUUCACUUGUUGCCAAAACAUUUAAAUCAACUUUAGAAUCACUUGAUUCAUCACAAUUUGAAUAAUUAAUUUAAUCCUCAACGAAAAAAAAUUGUUUUUUAAAAUUAUUAAUA
Aphidius gifuensis is the source of this 6058-nucleotide messenger RNA. It is a transcript of the gene Nup188, whose product is annotated as nucleoporin Nup188. Gene Ontology annotation, biological process: RNA export from nucleus; protein import into nucleus. The coding region runs from base 98 to 6010 and encodes 1970 amino acids. Gene Ontology annotation, molecular function: structural constituent of nuclear pore. The transcript is spliced from 2 exons. Gene Ontology annotation, cellular component: nuclear pore inner ring. Lineage: Eukaryota; Metazoa; Arthropoda; Insecta; Hymenoptera; Braconidae. The record is from RefSeq and is a predicted model, not a curated record.